Messenger RNA from Pollicipes pollicipes, 1919 nucleotides. Its product is annotated as protein N-terminal glutamine amidohydrolase. NCBI's taxonomy places the organism in Eukaryota, Metazoa, Arthropoda, Thecostraca, Pollicipedomorpha, Pollicipedidae. The coding region runs from base 118 to 741 and encodes 207 amino acids. The record is from RefSeq and is a predicted model, not a curated record. The transcript is spliced from 6 exons. Gene Ontology annotation, molecular function: protein-N-terminal glutamine amidohydrolase activity; protein-N-terminal asparagine amidohydrolase activity. Gene Ontology annotation, cellular component: nucleus; cytosol.
CCUGUGUUGUGCUGCUGCUGCGGCUGCUGCUGCUCUUUAGAAAGGAAGGCAAGAAGCGAGCUGUAAAGCUGUCACUGGGUGUCGUAUUUUAUUGUUCCAUCAAAGUUGCAUAUCAGUAUGGCUGCAGAAAGUCCACAGCGGCAAAAGGUGAAGGCGAUUCUACCACCUGUGAAGGAAUGCAGCCACACUCUACAUUACUGCGAGGAAAACGUCUGGCUACUCUGCCGGCACGUGCGAGAGAAGUUCGCACAGGAGCUGCCCUUCUGUCACGCCGUCUUCAUCUCGAACCAGAACCAGACGGUGCCACUGUGGCGACAGCGCGCCGGCCGCACCGACGACAAGGUCGUCAUCUGGGACUAUCACGUGAUCUUCAUGUACCAGCCGGACAACCGGUGUCUGGUGUACGACAUGGACUCGGAGCUGCCGUUCCCCACCUACUUUCACAAAUACGUCACCGAGACGUUCCGCACCGACCAGAUCCUGCACCCCGAGCAUCACAGGUUCUUCCGCGUGGUGCCGGCCGCCGAGUUCUUGGAGACGUUCGCGUCGGACCGGUCUCACAUGAAGCGUGACAGCGGCGCCUGGGCGUCGCCGCCGCCGCCGUACCCGCCGAUCCGGACACAAGGAUCGGAGAACAACCUGCAGGCCUUCAUCUCGAUGGACCCUCGCGUCGGCCAGGGCCAGGUGUUCAACCUGCCUGACUUCGUCAACAAAUUCUACAAAAACUACGUUAACAUAUGAGCGUGUGCGUCCACCUAUCGGCUGGAAAUCGAAACUCAGUUUUGGCAGCCUCCGACCAGGCUGGCUCCAGGUUCGGAACCGCGAUCCAUGCGGACGCCAGCAGAACGAGACUCAACGAGUGUGGCCCGGCGUCCGCCAGCGCAUCUCUCGGCAUACAUAUAUUCCUCAUUGAUAAAGCGCCUUACUGUUCGCCUUAAUUUUGGUGUUAGUCUAGACUGGACAGGGCAGGCGUGGCGACGGCGCUGCCGUCUGGCGAGGCGGACGCGCCGCCGACCAUCUCCCUGUGACGCGUGGUCGGGUGAGAGCCGUGCCCCUGGCCGGGCCCGCGCUGGGCGCCCCCGGCGGCCCCGACGGCCGGCCGCCUGCGCUGUCGUCUGAGUCACACGCGCGGGGAGCGCCGCCGCCGUUUGGCCCGCUGCGGGCCGUCGCAGCCGAGGAGUUUGUCGCGAUGAGCGGUCCGCGCGCCGUGGGAGGCGCCGCGAGCUGUCAGGAAGAGGGCAGGCGAUGACCCGGAGCGUGUGGGAACGCUGCCUUGGAGUUUGUGCAAUAUCUUAUUGCGACUGCUUUCAGCUUACAACGCAUCAUUGUCGCGCUUUCGCAUGUCGGGCCGACUUUGGGUCCAGUGGCAGGUAGCAUUGUUUUCAGCGGUGUUCAUUUUCCAUGCGUUAUUGAGCAAGUUUCUAAGUUAACCCGAGUUCCUCUCAGCGACGUUUCGUUCUUAGAAAUCGCGUGUUGCGCAUAAACGUGUAAUUGCCCUCCGCCACGGUGGUUGAGCGUCCAGGUGUGUGAUCCAAGAUUGCCUUUCCAUUGUUACGGACUACAGGGCGUUAGAUCUGCGCAUCCCUGGUGCCACUUAUUGACGCAGUUAGAAAUUGCAAGUAGUUCUGUUUCAUUACGUUGUGAAGCAUGUGUUCAAAGCCCGUCUUGGCGCCGUCAACAGCUGUGAUUUUCUGCGAGACAUAUUCAUCGGCGUUUACCCAUCGUGCCACCCCCGAGCGCUUCGAAUUAGUGCUGACAGAGCGCAUUUUUGUGUGAUAGUUUUUGUUAGCUCUUAGCGAGCUUUUCGGUCUUCAAGUGUUUAGCCUCAGCCUUCCAUACUCUGUUGCAAUGGCCCCCGUGAUCGCUGACGCAAGGGCGCCGUCGGUAAGUUGCCGCCGUUGGCGUACUUUUGUUUCGCU